Messenger RNA from Amyelois transitella, 5951 nucleotides. Its product is annotated as glycerophosphocholine phosphodiesterase GPCPD1. Gene Ontology annotation, biological process: glycerophospholipid catabolic process. The transcript has 8 exons. Lineage: Eukaryota; Metazoa; Arthropoda; Insecta; Lepidoptera; Pyralidae. Bases 201 to 2579 code for a protein of 792 amino acids. Gene Ontology annotation, molecular function: glycerophosphocholine phosphodiesterase activity; starch binding. The record is from RefSeq and is a predicted model, not a curated record.
UGUCGCAUGCCAUUUUGGUUCUCUUUACGCAAUCGAUUUGAAAAACCAUUUUUCUAGAACUUUAUAGUUUACGGCUAUGUUCAUCGUAAUUUGUUCGAAUAAUAUUAUGUCGGUAACUGUUUACAAACCAUUCUGGUUAAAUUAAGUUUUCUCAUCGAAAAAAGGUGACUGAAAGUGUGAACAUUAUAAGUAAAAAUUAAAUGUCUGCAAUACAGAAUGUCAAUGCAAAAUCGCAUUUAUCUCGAGACGAAUAUUACUCAAACAACACAAGUACAUCGAUAAGUCAACAAGUGCUUUCAUAUUUUGCUCAUUAUACUCAUAACCGCAAGAAGAAAUCCUUUAUACCAACUAAAAAAAUGACUACAAAGGAGCCAGAACCUCAGCCUGAAAUAACUUCACAGGAGUGGACUUUUACAGUAUCAGUACCAGAUGUUGGCCCCAGAGAAAAAGUGUAUAUUAGUGGAAGCAUCCCUGAACUGGGAGAAUGGGACUAUAAAAGGCUGGUCCUAUUAGAAAAUCAACCAGGAACUGAUAUAUGGUCUACUAAAAUAAUCAUACCCAAUACUUGUGAUGUAUGCUAUAGAUAUGCUAUAUGUAUUCCAAUUGAAGAUACUUCUGAAGUCAUAGUAAGAUACUGGGAAACUAGUAUUCAUCCUAGAGUCAUCUUAGAAUCCAUGAUGCAUCCCAUAACUGAUAUUUUUGGUGAAAUAAAUUCUGAGAACAAGGUCACAAGAGGUUGGCUAACUGUCCAAAGCAUUAUACAGUUUAAGUUUAUGAAAAAUCCUUUAAAAUUGAAAAGCCGUCUUAGUGAAAGACUAAUGAAUAUCAAAGUCACUCCAGUAAAACUGUCUUUUGGAACUGAACAUCCUGUUGAAGAUUCUUUAAGUGUGGAUACAGUUGAUGGUGAAAGUCUUCCUGCAGUAAUAGUAGAAGUAUCCACAUUAAAUAAUGACCCUGCCAUAUGUAGUCCCAAACAACAGGAACAAUUUGGUACAGAGUACAAACCAAAUGAUGUUUUGCUUGUGAAUGUUAUAACUCCAAAUCUUCAAGGUCUUGCAUACCUAGUAGAUGUCUUCUCCUAUAGUUCUCGUGCCUCAUCUGAAGACCCACCUUGCCAUGUUGGUUACACAUAUGUUUUACCAAAUAUGUUUAAGCCUUCUGAAGGUGCAUUGGAGUUGCCAGUGACUUGUAAUGUUAAGCAUCGUCCAUUGGGGACAAUAAACAUUGAAUAUUUAAUAAUUCACCCAAUGCCAGAGCAGCUGUGUGAUAUGCAAGUAUCAUAUGCAAAACACUGGGAUCCAACAUGGACUGGCUUAGAAGUUGGACACCGUGGACUUGGUGCCAGUUUUAAAAAUAAAGAAGGCAAUAAUAUUCGUGAAAAUACUGUAGCUUCUUUAAAGAAGGCAGCUGCAAGUGGUGCAGAUUUGCUUGAAUUUGAUGUUCAACUAAGCAAAGAUAUGAUACCAGUAAUAUAUCAUGACUUUCAUGUGUGUAUCUCAAUGAAGAGAAAAAAGGAAGUAGAAUUUUCUGAAAUGUUAGAAUUGCCCGUGAAGGACUUGACCUUGGAACAGCUUCAGAAACUAAAGGUGUAUCAUUUGGUGGAAGGACGUAAUCAUGAAAUAUUAUUCUUUGACGAAGAUCUAGAGGAACACCAACCAUUUCCUACAUUAGAAGAUGUCAUGAAAAAGAUAGACGUUCAUGUCGGGUUCAAUGUGGAACUAAAAUGGACGAUGGAGAUGGAUGAUGGGACUUUUGAGUUAAACAAUCCUUUCGAUAUGAACACAUAUGUUGAUAAGGUAUUGGAGGUAGUACUAAAACAUGCUGGUGAGCGUCGUAUUGUGUUCUCCUGUUUCAACCCAGACAUUUGCACAAUGGUGCGAUACAAGCAGAAUAAAUAUCCUGUUAUGUUUCUCACCUUGGGUAUAACGAAUAGAUACCAAGCUUACCGGGACCCCCGCUGCCAGUCCAUCCCCGCCGCCGUGCAGAGCGCAGUCAGCUCGGACAUCCUUGGCGUAGUCGUCCAUACCGAAGACCUAUUAAGGGACCCUACACAGGUCCAAUUAGCAACCAACGCCGGUCUGGUUAUCUUUUGUUGGGGAGAUGAUAACAACGACAAAAACACAAUCAAGAGAUUGAAAGAAAUGGGUCUACAUGCUGUGAUAUAUGAUAAACUCGACCAAUAUACUACCAAAGAAGUCAAGGAGAGCAUAUUUCUUGUGGAGGCGCGCGAGUCGCAGCGGGAGAUCAUGCGGCUGGCGGCGCUCGACGAGCUGGCCGCCAGCGAGAGCUCCGCGUCCGCGCUCACGCCGCCCGCGCCCGCCAACAGACUGUUCCUAGACCUCACCAUGCGAGACAAAAUACAAGACCGCUCUACCGUCACCUCCCUAGAGUCGCUCGCCUCCUCUGUCGACCUUAGAGAUGAUAAUAACGCCGACCCCAAUUCUCUUAAGCGCAAUAGAGACACCAUUGGAAAUAUUAAUAAAGAUUACCAAGUGAAAGAACAGAGAAAUUCUUUUCGUAACUUGUUUACUGCUGGAGAUGGUUCUAAAGGAACAAAAAAAUCUAGGAAAUCUAAUUAACAUGUUUUUGUAAAUUAAAUUUUGCUCAAUAUAACACGAUUGUAGGUAUUAUUGUCUCCGUUCAGUAAUGCAAGAUCAUAUUAGAUAAAAAAUAUCAUAUUAAGUGAAUCAGGUAACCGACAGUGUACCUAAUUGGGAACCAAUCAAUAGUGAUAUAGAAAAAAAAAAUUUUUUUGUCCUGUUUUUAGAGUUACUAUCAUUGUUAAAGUCCAAGGUUCUGUUAGAACAUAGUACCGAUCCAGAGCCGGAUUCGUUAUCAAAAUGUUUAAACGUUUCUUAAAUUACUUGUUUUUACUAUGUAAAGAUUUGAUUACAGAUAUAUAUUUAUAUAUAACAAAUCAAUGUAGUUCUAGAAACCCGACCAUUUUUUAUCUUUCUUAAUUUUUAUAGAGUAAACAUGCCGUAAGAAUUGAUUUCAUAACUAAUAAAUUUAUGAAAUCUAUUCUUACCCGCUGUAUGGGAAUCACCUUUAGUGCAAAUUCGAUUUUAAAUUUCUGCAUCAAUUUCUAGUUAACAGUAGCAGACACAUGCUUUAUAGUUACAAUUCUUUUUUGAAGUGUGAAGCUUAAAGUUUGUCAAUAAAUUUUAUUUAAGCACUUUUCACCGAAUUUAAGUAGGUAUGUUUUUCGGAAAGCCCAUCUAAUGCCUAAGGCGUCCUUCAGAUUUAACAGUUAUGGAGCUGUUAACCUGAAUGGAUAUCACAUUAUUGUUUUGUUCUUUCUCUGCUUAUCGACGACUGCUGAAGGUGGGUUAUCGUACAAUAUAAAAGGCCCAAGAAAGGUUACUUUGAUUUAACAAUUGUUUCUUUUUUCACAAUUUGCCUCGCUGUAUACCUUUCUUUCAGUGCUGUGCUGCUUGACCGCGGACUGUUCCAAAGCACGUGAAUAUCAAAUUCAAUGAAAAUAGUUAUUUCAUUAAAAACGAUUCCGUCGGAUAAAAUUGUCGGCAGCAGAUCGACGAUAUUCUAAAAUAAGCCUCGCUUAAAAAAAGUUUUUGAUACUCGAUUCUAGACUGUCAAACCAAUGCGGUGUUUUGUCUAAUUCGUAGAAAUUUGGUGACUUUAUCAAGGGGUAAAUAAGUCAGAAUGAUAAUUUAUUCUCUCCGCUUCCAGUUUUUACACUAUUCAUUAGUUUGCAACUCGAUCAAUUAUUAGUAGGUUAUCAAUUAUUAUAUAUCAUUAUGAUUUUUACAAUCAUUUAAUCAAGGAUUAUUUUACUUUUUAUAAUUUUUGUAGUCUAUGUGUUUGAUAAGCACCUAUAUUCCCUUUUCCCAAUUCUUCGAUUUAGAAUUUAUUAAAAUAAUUACGUGUAAUACAAAAUAAUUAGUGUAGCUAGUUUAGUAGCUGUAGUUGUUUAUGUUGUUUUUGAACCCUUUUAUUUUAUUGUAACAUCAUGAACGAAAAGUUAAUUAAAUUUAUAAAAACUAUGCAGCAGUUUAAGCAUAAAUGUUAACUUUAGCAUUAAUAAUAUUGGUAUGGAUUGAUUUUAUCACAAAAAUUGUUACAAAAAAUAAAUAUUUCGUGUGGCUCGUUCAUGUUUAAAAUUUCUGGUUGUUCUUAUAAAACAUACAUACAUAAAAUCACGUCUAUAUCCUUUGCGGGGUAGACAGAGCCAAAAGUUUUGUUCAAAAAUGAGAUAAUAAACCUUAGUGCCUAAAUUUAUCACCGCACAUUUGAAACCGUUUAAUGGAAAUAAUUGAAGCUAGAUCCAUACUAAUAUUAUAAAGAGAAAUGAUUUUUAUUUUGUUUGUAACAUUUAUUGGUUAUUUUCUGGAAAUUCCCACAGAACGGAAGUACGUUCAUGUCAUUAUCACACGGCAUGUGUUUGUACUACUGGGGAUAAUGUAGCCUAUACAUACAGCAGUGCCAAUUGUAACACCUAAUUAAUUAGUCAACACAUUGUAAUAAUCUUUAGCACAAUCUAUGGGUAUGAAUAUGAUCAAAAGUAUAAUUAAAAAUAUGUAUUUCUUUAUAAAUAUACAAUGAUAUGCACAUAAGAUAUAUGAUAUACUGAAAAUUCUUUCCCAAAACUUGCGGAUAGUUGUUUGGUUAAAUAGUAACCGCACCCCUGCACAAAUAUUUUAUCUACUCAAAAGCUUCAGCAACCACGUUUUUUUUUCUAUCAAAAUAAUAUGUAAUUCGAAAUCUAGAUAAUCAGCCUGAGUUUUAUAUUUUAGAGUGUUGCUUUCAGAGUGUUUUGAUUUUCUUAAUAGUUUGAACAAAUUAGAACUUUACAUAGGCUCCUGGGUUCGAUUCCCAGCAAAUAGGUACAUUUUUUUGUACUUACUUGAUAUAUAUUCAGUCCUUUCGAGAUUGUGAGUUCCAACAAUUUCUAAAGGACCCAUUACACAUUUUAUGCUUAAUGUCGGCUCUUGAAUAUUUUGUUUGUUUAAUGGGACACGACAGGUGUUAUCAUGUCUCUACCUACCUGUUGUCAUGUCUCUACCAAAAUAUAUCGAAUUUAUACCCAAAUUCGAUGUAUUUUGCGUACGUUUACCUACAUAUUAAGCGAGUUAAUUGGGCGUGUUACCUACCUACGCGGUCCUGGUUGAACCACUUUACAUUUUACGAACAUAAGGAGAAGCAAGGUUUAUUAAGGUGAAAACGUCUUUAACGGCUUUGUGCACUUUUUGUAAGCAUAUACAUAAAAUUACGCCUCUUUUCGGAGGGGUAGGCACACUACAUAUUUCACUUGCCACGACCAGUCCACACCAUAGCAUACUUCUUUUGCUUCUUACACACUUUUUGUGAUGGUUAAAAAAUGUUAACUCGCGUCAGGUCACGUGUCAGAAAUUAUUUCCUUAACACUCCAAAUUUAAAAAAAGCACAACGUUAUUGUUACGAGUUCCAUUUUUUAAGUAUGUAGUUGUUCCAAACACUACUUCUGUCGUAGUACAAGCCUUUGUCUUUUAUUGGUAUUCCGCCAUUCCGAUUGUGUUUAUCAGUGUAUCGUUGACUAGAUAUCCUAUGAGAUUAAGUCAGUCAAAUAACGCAUUGGUCAGAUUUCUUUGCAAAUACAUUUUCUAUUAAUUCGCUAUAAUAGGCUCCGGCACAGUUGUUAGAUACCUACAUUAACACUGGUAUGGGAUCCUAUAAAAAGGUACGAAUGUUUUACAUGCCCCGAACGAAUUUUAAUGCUCGCAACUAUAUAUAUACCCAAUGUACGUAAAUACCGUAUGAUCUAAAAUAAACGACGAUGUUCAGCCAGAGCUACAAUGCAUCAGAACAAGUACAGGACAAGAAAAGCCGAAUAAAAUGUAUGUAGAUACGAACGGAAACAUUCGUUAUCUGUGAUAUACCUUACAAAUUAUAUUUUACAUCUAUUCUUCCUAAGUUUUUAUUUUGAAAGAAAUAAAUUUUGUUUUAUCUCUAAA